AGACACACUCGUGUUAGUUUUUUUCCUUCUGUACUCUCAGUGCGCCGCGUCAGAAGCUUUAUAGCAAAUGUUUUUUUGACCUUUAACAACUCUUGAUUAAAAAAAAUACAAAUUCAUGUUAAAGUAGAAAUCUACUGCUUUACAGGUUGCAACUAUUAUGGCCGGUGCCACCACAAAGACUGUACACGAUAUUUUUCAAAGCAUGGAAUACGGACCAGCGGCAAGUUCCAGCACUGGCUCUGCACAGGCCUGGCUGAAUCAUCAUUCCCGCGCUCUGGGUCUGUUUAUCGAUGGCAAGUUUGUCCGUCCAGAAGACAGACAGACUCGCUCACUGAUGGACUCCAGGGGUGAUCUCGUGUGUCACACGAUGUGCGCUGUAGAGGCUGAUAUUUCCCAGUGUAUAUCCUCUGCCCUUCAGGGCUUUGAUGUUUGGAGUGGCCUCUCCUGCUACCAGAGGUCCAAAGUCCUGCUCAGGUUGGCGAGUACCCUCGGGCAACAUGGCCAGAGCGUCACUGAGCUGUGUGACCUGUGUCAAGCCUCCUUCAGCUCCUCCGCCCUGGUUCGAAUGUUGCAGUACUACAGCAGCUGGGCUCAGCUCAGAGACAGGCUCAUUGCACACUGGAAGCCACUGGGUUUGGUUGCAGUGGUUACCUCUGAUGACUGCACUCUCUAUCCCCUGAUGCUCAAAGUUUUGCCUGCGCUAGCCAUGGGUAACGCUGUCAUUAUUGUCCCUGGUCAGUGCACUGCCGCUCCAAUGCUUCUGCUGUCUCAACUUUUCAUGGCUGCAGGCAUCCCUGCAGGGGCCCUCAGUGUUUUGACUGGCAGUGACAUCUCACUGGCUGCUAAUGUGGCCAUGAACCCCAACAUCAGCUAUGUCACCUACAGUGGCAACAAGCAGGACGGCAUGAAGCUGUGUAAAGCCACAGCUGGGAUGGGUGUCCCAGUCUCUGUAACCCCUACAAUCGGAGCCACAUGCCCCAUCAUUAUCUUUGAGUCUGCUGAUAUCAACAGUGCUGUGGAUGAUGUGAUAGAGACUGCCUUCAAAAAGAAAAAAGAGACGCACUGGGUGCUGUGUGUACAGGAGAGUGUGUUAAACAAUGUGGUGGACCGUCUGCAGCUGCGCAUUGCAGGCUUGAAGUGCGUGCCUCUUCCCAGCUGUGAAGCCAGGUUGCUAGUGGACGCUGCAGUGCAGGAAGCUCAACACAAGGGGGCCACGUUGGUGCCGUCCUGUGCCGUCCCCUCCUCUGGACCCCAAUAUCCGCCUACAGUUCUGUGUGGAGUGGCCCCCUCCUCUCAAUGUGUGGUCACGCCCUCUCCUGGCCCGCUGCUCCCUCUUAUGACCUUCAGAAGCAACACAGAGGCAGUGACGCUGGGCAAUCACAGUCCACAUGGCCAAGCAGCUUCUAUAUGGACUGAAGACCUCACUCUGGCUCUGGAGACGGCAAAGAGUCUGUCUGUUGGGUCGGUGUGGGUGAACUCCAAACCUCUAUCUGAUCCAUGUCUUCCUUUUUCGGGUCACAAAGACAGCGGCACCUGCACCGACGGAGGGCAGGAGGGUCUGUAUCAAUUUCUACAACCAGCUUUCACCCCUCCUGUUUGUCGUACUUCACCUCUUGCUAUGGACUACACCAAUUUUGGAACUGAUGCACCUCAAGUUGUAAUUCCGGAUGAAACUAGUACGGCAAAGUCCCACUUACAGUUUGUUGCUGGCAAGGUAUGCAAGUCAGAGUCUGGUGGCACUGUGGCAGUUUAUCCACAAGGAAGCGCCAGCGUGUUGUGUUACUGUCCCGACGGAGGCCGGAAAGAUGUCCGUAACGCUGUGGAGGCAGCUAUCAAAGUUCAACCUGGGUGGAUGAAAAAGAGUUCAUCUGCACGCGCUCAGUCCAUUCAGUCUCUGGCCAAGGGUCUUGAGGGAAAAAGGCGAGAAAUAGCGACGUCAAUCAGCAGCCAAACUGGUCUCCCAUUGGAAGAAGCCGACACCGAGGUGGAGCUCAGCAUCGCCAGGCUCAGUGAUUGGGCAGCCUACUGUGACAAAGUUUGCGGCAGAACUCUGCCCAUGCCACAGUCUGGCUCAGGUCUCUCCAUCCCUGAAGCGCUGGGCGUGGUAGGGGCGGUCCUACCUGAGAAGCAACCCCUCCACUCCAUGGUAACAAUGCUUGGGGCAGCCAUCGCCACAGGCAACGCCAUCAUUCUGGUACCCAGCGAGGAUUGUCCACUACCGGCAUUGACUUUUAUUCAGGUGCUCCAGUCUUCAGAUCUGCCUGCAGGAUUGGUGAACGUCAUUACAGGAAGAAGAGACCAGCUAACAAAGGCUUUGGCGAAUCACAGCGUCAUCAAAGCCAUCUGGUAUUGGGGCAGCGAUGAGGGCUGCCAGUACCUGCAGCACACCUGCACCAGCCCUCUGAAAACCCUGCGCCUGUUCGGGAAAGACGGCAACAGGGACUGGUCUCACGCCUCUGUCUUAGAGGAGAUGUGGAGGAACGGCGUCCAGUGGAAGAGUGUGUGGAUUCCUACAGCAUAAUGACUAAAAAACAAGAAGAUAAAGGUUGUGGUUUUCUUGUCAA
Molecule: messenger RNA, 2564 nt
Organism: Nerophis ophidion (straightnose pipefish)
Lineage: Eukaryota; Metazoa; Chordata; Actinopteri; Syngnathiformes; Syngnathidae
Product: aldehyde dehydrogenase family 16 member A1-like
Exons: 17
Coding region: 158-2521 (787 amino acids)
Molecular function (GO): oxidoreductase activity, acting on the aldehyde or oxo group of donors, NAD or NADP as acceptor
Source: RefSeq, a predicted model, not a curated record